Miscanthus lutarioriparius is the source of this 1845-nucleotide messenger RNA. NCBI's taxonomy places the organism in Eukaryota, Viridiplantae, Streptophyta, Magnoliopsida, Poales, Poaceae. The record is from the annotation of a GenBank genome assembly.
AUGAAGUACAGCAAGGAAGAUAAGCCCGAGAGGGCGGGCGGCGCCGGCGCAGGGUCCAGGGCGGUGCCGGUGACGCUCGUCGUCAUCGUGCUCUGCGCCUUCUCCUUCUACCUCGGCGGCAUCUACAGCACGGGGCGGAGCCUCCUGGACGCCAUCCAGCCGGCGCCGACGGCUCUCGUCACCCUCGGCGCCGGCACCACGGCCCGCCAUUCCUCCGACGACGACCAAGCUCGGCCAGCACUGGCAGCCGCGUCCACGGCCGCCGUGGCGUUCCCCGAGUGCCCCGCCGACCUGCAGGACUACACCCCCUGCACCGACCCCAAGCGGUGGCGGAGUUACGGCAACUACCGCCUGAGCUUCAUGGAGCGGCACUGCCCGCCGCCGCCCGACCGGCAGCAGUGCCUCGUGCCGCCGCCCAAGGGGUACAAGCCGCCCAUCCGGUGGCCCAAGAGCAAGGACCAGUGCUGGUACCGGAACGUCCCCUACGACUGGAUCAACAGCCAGAAGUCCAACCAGCACUGGCUCGUCAAGGAAGGCGACCGCUUCCGCUUCCCCGGCGGCGGCACCAUGUUCCCCAACGGCGUCGGCGCGUACGUGGACCUCAUGCAGGGCCUGGUCCCGGGCAUGCGCGACGGCACCGUGCGCACCGCGCUCGACACCGGCUGCGGCGUCGCCAGCUGGGGCGGCGACCUGCUGGGCCGCGGCAUCCUCACCGUCUCGCUCGCCCCCCGGGACAACCACGAGGCCCAGGUGCAGUUCGCGCUGGAGCGCGGCAUCCCGGCCAUCCUCGGCAUCAUCUCCACGCAGCGCCUGCCGUUCCCGUCCGCCGCCUUCGACAUGGCGCACUGCUCCCGGUGCCUCAUCCCCUGGACCGAGUUCGGCGGCCUCUACCUCCUGGAGAUCCACCGCGUCCUCCGCCCGGGAGGGUUCUGGGUGCUCUCCGGCCCGCCCAUCAACUACGAGAACCGGUGGCACGGCUGGAACACCACCGCGCAGGCGCAGAAGGCCGACUUCGACAGGCUCAAGAAGAUGCUGGCCAGCAUGUGCUUCAAGCUCUACAACAUGAAGGGCGACAUCGCCGUGUGGCAGAAGUCCCCCGACGCCACCGCCUGCUACGACAAGCUCACCCCGAUCACCACGCCCGCCAAGUGCGACGACAGCGUCGACCCCGACGCCGCCUGGUACGUGCCCAUGCGCUCCUGCGUCACGCCCCCAAGCGCCAAGUACAAGAAGCUGGGGCUCAACGCCACGCCCAAGUGGCCCCAGAGGCUCACCGUCGCGCCGGAGCGCAUCAACGUCGUCCCGGGCAGCAGCGCCGCCGCCUUCAAGCAGGACGACGCCAGGUGGAAGCUCAGGGCCAAGCACUACAAGACGCUGCUGCCGGCGCUGGGGAGCGACAAGAUCAGGAACGUCAUGGACAUGAACACCGUGUACGGAGGCUUCGCAGGCAGCCUCAUCAAGGACCCCGUCUGGGUCAUGAACGUCGUCUCCUCCUACGGGCCAAACUCCCUCGGCGUCGUCUACGACAGAGGGCUCAUCGGCGUCAACCACGACUGGUGUGAGGCGUUCUCGACAUAUCCACGCACCUAUGAUCUAUUGCAUCUUGAUGACCUGUUCACGGCAGAGUCUCACAGGUGCGAGAUGAAGUACGUGCUCCUUGAGAUGGACCGUAUCCUUCGUCCCACGGGUUACGCCAUAAUCCGGGAGAGCACCUACUUCCUUGAUUCUGUGGCACACAUUGCCAAAGGAAUGAGAUGGAGCUGCGAGAAGCAUAACACCGAGAACAAGGCUGACAAGGACAAGAUCCUCAUCUGCCAGAAAAAGCUUUGGGCAGGAAAGCAGUGA